AUGCCUGAAACAACUCAAGUCAAGUCAGGAAGUGGUGAGAAAGGAACCACAUAUGAAAGCAGCCAUCCAUAUUACUUAAACAACUCAGACUCACCUGGUAUGAUUCUGGUCAAUAAUAUUUUUGAUGGAAGAGGAUAUCCAGGUUGGAAGAGAUCCAUCCUUUUAUCUCUAUCAGCCAAAAGGAAACUUGGCUUUAUCAAUGGAACCUACAAGGCUCCAGAACUGGAAUCUGCAGAUUUUGAACAAUGGAAUUGUGUCAAUGAUAUGAUCAUAUGUUGGAUAUCAAAUGCUCUAUCUAAGGAUAUUGCAGAUAGUGUAAUGAAUUCCAAGACUGCAAAAGAACUUUGGAACAGCCUGGAACAGAGAUUUGGCAAAUCAAAUGGUGCCAAACUCUACCACCUACAAAAGGAAUUAACAGGUAUGAUACAAGGGAAUAGUGACAUUGCAGCUUACUUCACCAAGCUUAAGAGAUUAUGGGAUGAGUUAGAUGGGAUAAAUGUGAUUGUGUGUUGCUCAUGUGAAUGCAUUUGUAAUGGGAAAGCAAGAUUAACAAAAUCACUAGAAGAUCAAAGGUUGAUUCAAUUCCUAAUGGGAUUAAAUGAUGAUGAAAAUCAAAGGGAAGUGUAUGCAAACACAAAUUGUAUCUCUGAUUCUGGAUCAUUUAUGGUAGUAGGUCAAGCAAAACAACAAAAUAACAAACUAAUUGCUGAGUUUGCAGCAUUCAUGGCUAGUGGACAGGGAAGAAAUGCACAGAGAUUCAAACAUCAAGCAGUAAGGGGAACAAACACAUAUCAGAAACAUACAAAUUCAAGCCAGAAUCAGAGAUAUGACAAGCCACAGAACAAGUUUAAGGGUAAGAAAAGAUAUGAUCCAAAUCUAUCAUGCACUUAUUAUGGGAAAACAGGGCAUGUGCAAGAUGAUUGCUACAGACUGCAUGGAUUCCCUGCAGAUUUUAAGUUCACCAACUCCAGGAACUAUCAACCCCAGAUCAAGGCAAACACAAGUUUGACUCAACAAGCAGAUGAAGACAUUGGGAAGACAGAUUUUGGAAUCAAUGAUGGAAAUUUUGAGGAACAAUUCAGCAAGCAACACGUUGCAGAAAUGAUGCAAAUGCAGUGGCUGAUACCAUUCUUAAAUACUCAAACUCUGUACCCACUAAUCUUAAACAAGAUACUUGGAUAA
Solanum dulcamara is the source of this 1182-nucleotide messenger RNA. RefSeq lists its product as uncharacterized. The record is from RefSeq and is a predicted model, not a curated record. NCBI's taxonomy places the organism in Eukaryota, Viridiplantae, Streptophyta, Magnoliopsida, Solanales, Solanaceae. Bases 1 to 1182 code for a protein of 393 amino acids. The transcript has 2 exons.